AUGUGGUUCCCAGGAGGCCAUUUCUCGCUGGCGCUCGCCGUGUGGCAUGCUCUCCUGGUCCUGGGCCUUGGGAGCGGCAGCUCGGCGCUCAGCUGCUACUCGCGCAUCUUCAGCUUCGGCGACUCCCUCACCGACACCGGCAACUACGUGCGCCUGACGGCGAAGAACCCGAGCCCGUACGGAGCGCCGCCGUACGGGACCACGUUCUUUGGCCAUCCGACCGGCCGGGCGAGCGACGGCCGCCUCGUCAUCGACUUCAUCGCGCAGGAGCUUGGGCUGGCCAAUGUGACGGCCAUCCGGACGAGCACGGCCCCGGCGGACUUCGAGCACGGCGCCAACUUCGCCAUCAUCUCGGCCACCGCCAACAACGGCUCCUUCUUCGCCGGCAAGGGGAUGGACAUCACCCCCUUCUCGCUCGACACGCAGAUGAUCUGGUUCAGGGCCCACAUGCAGCAGCUCGCGCAGCAGAACCUCGGCACCAACGUGCUGGCCGACGCGCUGGUGGCGCUGGGCGAGAUCGGGGGCAACGACUACAACUUCGCCUUCUCGAGCGGGAUGCCGCGCGAGAGGGUGCGGGCGUUCGUGCCGGCCGUGGUCGAGAAGCUGGCGGCGGCGGUGGAGGAGCUGAUUGGGAUGGGCGCGAGGGCGUUCAUGGUGCCCGGGAACCUGCCCUUCGGGUGCGCGCCGCUCUACCUGCGGCGGUUCCGGAGCGCCCGCGCCGGGGACUACGACGCGCGGACGGGGUGCCUCGCGUGGUUCAACAGGUUCGCCGAGUACCACAACCGGGUCCUCACGGCGCGGCUCGACGCGCUCCGGCUCCGCCACCCGGACGUCACCAUCGUCUACGCCGACUGGUACGGCGCCAUGAUGAGCAUCUUCCAGGGCCCCGAACGGCUAGGAAUCACAAACACUCUACUGUCAUGUUGUGGCAACCAAACAGUGCCAUGCGGUAGACCUGGGUGCACCGUAUGCGACGACCCAUCCACGUACGGCUCGUGGGAUGGGACGCACCCGACGGAGGCAGUGUACAAGGCGCAACGACUGCUGUGCCACAAUCCACAUGACCCGUGCCGCACGCCGCACUCUCAUCUCGCACCGCGUACCCCUGGCGCCAUGCAAGCCCUCGGGCGGCCCACCUCUGCGUCGGAACUGAGGGCGCUCGCCUGGACGACGCUCCUUGUUCCGAUGUUCGCGGUCUACGCGCGCUACGCCUGCCGCCGCCUCCGUCCGGGCUGGCCCCGCCUCGCCGCACUCCUUCCGACGCUCCCCGUCUUCGUCUACCUGCCGUGCUUGUUCAACUCCUACCACCUCCGCCUCUUCUCAACCUUCUUCCACACCUGGCUCGCCGCCAACAAGCUCGUCCUCCUCGCGUUCGACCUCGGCCCGCUCAAACCAUCCCUGCCCCUCCUCCCGUUUCUCCUCUGCGCCGGCUUGCCCAUCAAGCUCCGCGAAGGUCCGCAGCCUACCAGCCAUUCUGCGUCACCGGGACCGCCCGUCGCCGAUUUCCUUCUCCCCUGCGGCCGCAGCGUUCUCUUCCUCACCGGCCUCGCCCUGCUCUUCCCACACACUGGUUCGCUCCCUCUCUACGUCGUCCACUACCUCUACUGCGCACAAAUCUUUCUCACGCUCGAUCUCGUCUUCUCUUCUGUCGGCCUCGUCGCCGCUGCCGUGCUGGGCUCGGCCAUGGAGAGGCAGUUCAGAGCGCCGCUCGUGGUCGCGUCGGUUAACGACUUCUGGGGCCGGCAGUGGAACCUGAUGGCGGUGGACCUCCUCCGCGCGUCGGCGUACAAGCCGGUGCGAGCCCGGUGGGGCCGGGACGCCGGCGUGCUGGCCGCGUUCCUCAUGUCGGGCGUCCUCCACGAGCUGCUCUACUGGUACAUGACGCUGGAGCCGCCCACGGGCGAGAUGCUGCUCUUCUUCACGCUCCAGGCCGCUUUCUACGUCGCCGAGCGGUGGGCGAGGGUUGCCGGGCUGUGGCGACCGCCCAAGGCGGCGGCGUACCUUAUUGGCACCACCGUUAUGGUCGUCACCAUAUCGGAGCUCUUCUUCGGGCCGUUCAUCAGAGCCGGCAUAGACGUGCGUAUGAUUCAGGAGGCCGCCGAUGCGGUGCAGUUGGUUAGGGCCGUGGCUAAGCGUCUCAUCGUCCGUCUAUUUGGGGCUGGUUCGAGUUAG
Molecule: messenger RNA, 2172 nt
Organism: Triticum turgidum subsp. durum (durum wheat)
Lineage: Eukaryota; Viridiplantae; Streptophyta; Magnoliopsida; Poales; Poaceae
Source: the annotation of a GenBank genome assembly